GUCGCCGGAACUGCAGGGACGGUGGAAAUAGCAUUGAAAGCCGCCAUAGCUUCAGAGUUCCCUCUGAUGGAUGGUCGCUGCACUGCUCUCCUAAGAGUCCGUCUACCCGUCCGUCCGUACGAGCAUCGUCAAUCACAGGUUAUCUGCAAAUUGCUAGACCGGAACAGGAUGCCGGGACUGCCGCGUCUACAGGUGCGCAUCGAUAACUCGACGCUGCCAACAGAGCCAUGGAAGUUCGGGAAGGACUACUGGAGCUCGUUCGAGCUUUACCCUGAAUGGACCGGAAACACCUAUUACGGAUUUAGGGGUGUGGCGUUUCACAGACGUGACUACUGGUCAGAGACGGCGGUCGUCGUGAAGACGUUCCGACACCAUGAUGGACGGGCGGCGGACUGGGCUCCAUACAAGCGCAGGUGCGAUGUGGCUCGGAACCUCGCCCUCAAGUUCAACAGGCACCUGCAGGCGCUUCACUCACAAACUAGGGUGGAAGUUGUGAAGCCGAUUGACGCUGUAAUGGAUAGCCGGUCUGACAUCAUGGUUAUAACGAGGCUUAUCAUGCGAUUUGAUAAAAAGUUUUCCGAAAACGAGGCUGUCCUAUUCGAAGAUCUUUUGGAGGGAGACUUUAAAACCUUCGUCACCAGUAAAGGAGAGGCAACGUGCGACGAAUCUCAAGUGUUGGACGCUUUCGCGCAUUUUACAUAUCAAGCAACGGACGGUAAUAUGGUGGCGUGUGACCUAAGGGGUGUCGAGAAUGACGGGAAAUUCAGGCUAACAAGCCCGGUGAUACAUUCCGUGGACGGAUCAUUUGGUGAUUCGGAUAAAUCUACUGUCGGGAUCAGGGAUUUCUUUCAAAACCACAUGUGUACAGCUCUGUGCCAUGAUUUCCCUAAACCGGACGAACUUUUUCCCAGAACUCCCUCUGCGCCAGUGUAUCUUUCCUGCAGCACGACCUCCAAAGAAAUAGACGCAGACGACAAGACACCAAUGUUGUCAGACGACGAUGAUUUCCAGCCGCCCGAGUACGUGUUGCAUGAUGGGUCUUCACCACCGCCAUACACGCAGUGACGUCAUUGAAACACUGACGUCACGAGUAACAAUGACGUAAGGGUCAAGAGUACAAUGACAUAAGGCGACAUCAUAUACACUGUUAGCCUUAGAGCAGGACCGCGUGAACAGUGUAAUCAUUGAAAUGUUAUAAGACUGGUCUCUUCAGUCGGAAAUAAUAGUAGUAUGGUUAUUUCAUUCAUGACUGUUCUUUAAUCACAUAACGCUAGUCACUUCCAUUGACAAAGUAGUUUCGAAAUAUCGCUGACCUCAUAUUAAUUAUUUUAUGAUAAACGCCAAUUAAAACAGGAAAACUACUUUUAUGUGGGAAUUUUAAAACGGAAGCUAGUCCAAGUACAGUUAAGUGUUUUCCCCUAAAAAUACAUUAUUCGUAAUCUUAUGAAUUGGAAAACCAUAAACGUCAUCCUAGUAGAUUUUGCAUUUAAACGUUUUCAAUUAACAAACGUCGAUGUAUUCACAAACCAUUUUUUGUGUUCAAUAAUUAUACAGAGUAUUUUUAUAAGUCAGUCAUAUUGUUUAGUUCAAGUAUAGACCAUCCUUGUAUUAGUUAUUUUUAUAGCAUGAACAAAUAAACCAGGUCAACUGUCAGUGCGGUAUGUAAUGCAAUAAUUAAACGUAUUUAAAGCAAGACCACAUUCUCAUUCAAGUAUAUUAAAUUAUGAGUUAUUACAAUACAACGAUCAGAGAAGCAUACAUGUAUGUUUUAUAUCCUAGAUUGCUGUCUGAUCAAUCUUUAAGCAAUUGAUGUAUGUACAUCACCAAGUAACUUCUGAUAUUUUUAAGUACACGGGAGUAUUAAAUUCAAGAUUAAAUUAUUUAUUCUAGAUUGAGUACAUGUUAAAUUAUGUUAAUAGUAUACACUUAUUUACUUAUUAGCUGGGAAAUAAGCUGUUAUAUUGACCAAAUCGUGAAACAAUAUUGCGGUCAAUAUGAACUGAAUAUUUCAAACAGUUUAUUUAUGUAUUGUCCAACGUCAAGGUCACAGGCCGGGUAGAACUUGUAAGGAUGAACAAACAGUUUAUUUAUAGAUCAUGUUAUAAACAUGAUUAAAUUAUAUAAUUAUUAAGGUGUGCAUUGCUUUGAGUGAGCUUUAAGUAAUAAUAUCAAUAGAGGGAUUGAGAAACACUACUUGUACAUGUAUACAUAUAUGUGGGCUACUUUUUGUGCACUACGUCAUACAGUUUUGUGCACUACGUCAUACUGUAAUGUGCACUACCUCAUACAGUUAUGUGCACUACGUUAUACAGGUUUGUGUUCAUUGUGCAAGACUUAAAGUGACACUCGUCAAAAUCAAUACAUACAUUUGUAUAAUGGUAUUUCUACCUUAUGAGUUGAUUGUUUUCAAAGAAAUGAUUACAGUAUAGUAAACCUUUUAGCACUCACAAAUCAUUUAAUAUUUUUUGCUGUAAGUAAUAAAUACUUUUCAUAAAUGCAUUGUUUAGUAAGUAGUUUAAGGUUUUUGCUCAGAAUUUAUUUGUUACACAUGUGUUUGUAUUGAUUUUGAAAAAGAGUGUCAAUUUUACUAAUGAGUUUUUAACUUGUUUGCAACUGUUACAUAUGUACAUAUAAUACUCAUAUAUAUGUAAACAUACAUGUACAUGUGGCGUUUCACAAUCUCCCUAUCAUCUGUUAUGUUUCAUGAUAGCUUAUUUUAUCUUAUAAUGAGAGCUUGUUGAGUUUUAUAUUAAGCAUUUGUUAGAUUAUGAUGUUAUGUUAUAAUAGUAACUAUUGUUGUCUUGUGAAAUGAGUGUGUAUAUUGUUUUAGAUAUUGAAAGAAUAUAGAUAUCACAUUGAUGCAAAUGUGGGCUAUUUCAUGACCAAAACCUAAAACUAACUCUUUAUUAUGUAUCUAGUCUGCUACUAAAGCGCGUAUCGUAUCACAUCGCAUCGCAUCAUAAAUACUGAUGAUGUUAUCAUGUAGUCAUGUUGACAUGUUUUAUUCUGAUUUGACCAUCCAUAUCACGACGUGUUGCCAAAAUAAUGUUGACUUGUUUAAUUAUUAACUGGAUAUUCUGACUGUUUUUGUUGAAAAAAAACCAAACAAGUUGUCGAACACACUUUCGACUGGACAAAAAUUAUGCUGACACAACUAUUAAACCUUAUUUGUUGACUAAAGUCAAUUCAACAUUAUUUCAAUUAUCUGGUUAAUAAGUGAGCAAGUAAACAUAAUAUUAUUUAGUUAAUAAGUGAGCAAGUCAAAAUAUCUACUUAAUAAUUAAACAAGUCAACAUACCUUGUUAAUAUUAAAGUGAGCAAGUCAAAAUAUCUAGUUAAUAAGUGAGCAAGUCAAAAUAUCUAGUUAAUAAGUGAGCAAGUCAACAUACCUAGUUAAUAAGUGAGCAAGUCAACAUAAUAUUAUUUAGUUAAUAAGUGAGCAAGUCAAAAUAUCUAGUUAAUAAUUAAACAAGUCAACAUACCUUGUUAAUAUUAAAGUGAGCAAGUCAAAAUAUCUAGUUUAUAAGUGAGCAUUUAGUCAAAAUAUCUAGUUAAUAAGUGAGCAAGUCAAAAUAUCUAGUUAAUAACUGAGCAAGUCAACAUAUCUAGUAUUUAGUGAGCAAGUAAACAUAAUUUGGACACCAAGUCAUGCCACCAAGUCAUGCCACCAAGUCUUGUUUGAACUUGUCAAGUUGAGAUAAAACUAGUCGAUAAGACUGCAUGAUGACAUCAUCAUAUAUAUGCAGCAAGAAAUCUGCACUUGGAUAAUUGGAUAAUCAUAUAUAAUACUCUGCCAAAAUAUGAUACCUUCAAUAUGAACAAAUUGCAGAUCGCUUUAAAAAGCUUUAAAUAUCAAUUGCAUACUCUUUAUCUCUACUGAGCUACAAUCGCUAUGUGAUAUUAUUUAUGUAUGUACAUACUUAGGCCAUCUAUCAUAAGAUUCAAUUUACAAAUCUAUCAAUAUUGGCUGUAACUAGUAACUGUAAGUUUGGCUGGAAUUAUUACUCUUAAGUUUAUUUAGAUUAACAAGUAAAAUCUGUAAUUUGAUUUUGUUAGCUAUCGACUAAUAUUCAGUUGAAAAUCGUGAUCUUAUGACAUUUUGUCAUACGUUAGAUAUCAAGAUUCUCCAAUUACAAGAUUUUCCUACAGAGUUGGAUGGUGAUAUGACCGUACUAACAUGCAUGAUCAUUAAAAAUGCCCAUAAAAAAACAAACAAUUAAAAAGGCAUAUAAACAGUAAACAUCUUUAUGUUUGAAAUCAGUAUUGUUAUGUUCUGCAUGUACAAUAAGUCUGCAUAAUAAAAUAAAAUGCAUCUGUCAUCGCAAUUUUUCAUUCAUCAAAUCUUGUAUAUUAGCAAAACCUUCACCAAUACAUGUUUGAGCCUAUAUGAACAAGAUGCAGCUUUAUUUUGUGUGCAAUAUUUCUUCUAUACAUUUCCUUUUAUAUAUAAUAUAUAUAUAGAGAGAGAGAGUCAAAUCUCGCUAUGUCAAACCCUGUUAUCUCAAUGUUCUGGAUAUGUCGAACUUUUUUUCGAUUAUUUAUGGUUAAGUUAUACACUUCUGUAUUUUGGUAUAAUUGAAUGUUCGUUAUCUCGAAGUAUUUUUCGAUGUCCCAAAAACUUUGACAAAGUGAGUUCUCCUGUAUAACGAAAGCAUUUUAUUUGUGUUUUUACUUCUCUUUUAUGAAAUAUUCUAGUGAGCUAUUAUUUAAGGCUGUGUAAAAUAGCAGAAUGAAAUAAAAUAAAUCAAAACA
Messenger RNA from Mya arenaria, 4752 nucleotides. RefSeq lists its product as uncharacterized. Lineage: Eukaryota; Metazoa; Mollusca; Bivalvia; Myida; Myidae. Gene Ontology annotation, biological process: protein phosphorylation. The transcript has 5 exons. The coding region runs from base 67 to 1065 and encodes 332 amino acids. The record is from RefSeq and is a predicted model, not a curated record. Gene Ontology annotation, molecular function: protein serine/threonine kinase activity; ATP binding.